Messenger RNA from Paramisgurnus dabryanus, 2398 nucleotides. RefSeq names its product Enah/Vasp-like b (gene evlb). Gene Ontology annotation, biological process: actin polymerization or depolymerization; positive regulation of actin filament polymerization; protein homotetramerization. Gene Ontology annotation, cellular component: cytoskeleton. Gene Ontology annotation, molecular function: actin binding; profilin binding; SH3 domain binding. NCBI's taxonomy places the organism in Eukaryota, Metazoa, Chordata, Actinopteri, Cypriniformes, Cobitidae. The record is from RefSeq and is a predicted model, not a curated record.
UCCUAACUCAGUUUUUGUGUUUUAUAUUUGGGGUGUAAAGUGAGGGCGCCCGCGGUCUGAGCGCGCUGACUCCCGCAGAUUGACUGAAGAAAGAUGGACGCGCAGCCGCUCGUCCUCGCGCACAGCCGCACCGGAGCGCGCCAGCCGGUCGCUCUGUGAGAUGGACGAAAAAGCUAAAAACGGCGAGUAAAACACGAGUGUCCGUUUCGCGGUGUUCACGACAGAAGUGGCCACGUUUUCUUCUGUCGCAGUAUUUCCUCGCGGAGCGGCGCACCGCUCGCGCAUCCCUGACUGCCUCUCAUAGCUUUGCGGAUUUCACAAAUAUUACCGGAUUCUCGUGGUUAACGACUAAGCGGCGUGGGCUUUUUAAACGCUGGGAAUCGAAAGACUGCGUUGACAUUAGUUCAUCUUUUCUUAUCACGAAGAAAUAAAGACGGAAACAUGAGUGAACAGAGUAUAUGUCAAGCCCGAGCCUCUGUCAUGGUCUAUGAUGACUCCAGUAAGAAGUGGGUACCCAUUAAAGCCGGUCAGCAGGGCUUCAGUCGAAUCAACAUCUACCACAACACAACCAAUAACACUUUCCGUGUGGUGGGUGUCAAACUUCAAGACCAGCAGGUGGUCAUCAACUAUUCCAUAGUUAAGGGACUCAAGUACAACCAGGCCACGCCCACUUUCCAUCAGUGGCGUGACGCCCGGCAGGUGUACGGACUCAACUUCGCCAGUAAAGAGGAGGCCACCACUUUCUCCAAUGCAAUGCUCUUCGCUCUCAAUGUCCUCAGCAGCCAAGAUGGAGGUCCAGCUGUUCAACGCCAAGUACAGAAUGGACCCAGCACAGACGAUCUGGAGGUGCAGAGAAGACAAAUGGACAUUCAGCAGCAACAGAUGCAGGCGCAUAUUGAGAGAGAAAGGCGCUCAUCCAACUCAGGUUCCCUCUUUCAGGGAGCUCCUGCCGUCCUGUCUGUAGCUCCGCCCUGCACAGUGCCACCUCCUCUGUCUAUGGGCGGACCCUGCCCUCCUCCCCCACCCCCUCCUGGACCUCCCCCUCCCUCCGCAGGAGCUCCUCCACCUCCCUCGUCAGGAGCUCCUCCCCCUCCACCACCUCCUUUACCUGUGGUUGGACACGGAGCGUCUCGGGAGGACGGUCAAGCUGCCACGUGUCUGGCGGCCAUGCUUGCUGGAGCCAAACUGCGGCGUGUGCAAAGGCCCGAGGAAAACUCUGUUUCCUGUGCCAAGAAUGAUGCCAACCGGUCCAGCGGAGGAAGUGGUGGAGGUCUGAUGGAGGAGAUGAACGCUCUGCUCGCACGGAGACGAAAAGCAGUAGAUGAGAGGAAAGAUGGAGACAGUCAGAAUGAUGAUCCAAACUCAUCGUCACCGAUGUCUCGUGGGCAGAACGAUGGUGUAAAGAAGCCGUGGGAUCGUGCCAACUCUUCAGAGAGAUCUUCAUUGGUUUCCAGGGUUCGACCUGUAGGAAGCAUGAAUGAUUCGGACACAUUAGACUUUGACCGAAUGAAGCAGGAGAUCUUAGAAGAAGUGGUUCGUGAACUUCACAAGGUCAAAGAUGAAAUCAUUGUGGCCAUUAGACAUGAACUCAGUAGAAUUAGCACAACAUAAUGUCCAUUCCUGUAUACGUCAUCUUUUCUGGACCCAAACCCAUGGCAGAAUCUGCUGUAGCUGAUGAAAGUCCAUCAACGUUACUGCCAUAUUAAAGCAGACGAGGGAGUUUUGCUCUAACAUGACUGAAACGUUGUGAUUGCCCUGAACUUUGAUGUAUUAUAUGGGCUGAACUCUUGCACUGAUGUUUUAAAUUGAUCUUUGAUGACCGUCUUUACAAAGUCUUUUACAGAAACUGGAAAAAAAUGGAAGCAGCAUCUUGUUUUUAUCAGAUUAUUUCUUUUUUAUUUGUAUGAUUAUUAUUUAUUUGUAUGAUUAUUGUAGUAGUUGGAGCAGUGUUUUCAUGUAGGUAGUGCUAGAACAAGUGAUUAAAAAAUAAUUAUAAUAAUUAUAAUAAUGUAAAUCUAUUAUUGCACAUAAUUUCAGAAUUGUAUAUUUUUCAUUUUCAUUUUCUUUUGCUUGUAUUGCAAAUUUAUUUUAAGUUUAUUUUUACAAUUAUUUGACAAUUUUCUUUAAAAAAAGUUCUUAAUCUUUUUGGCCAUAAAGUGUGUAUUUAAUCAGUGAAGGAGAGUUUUCUAAAUCAGUUUGAACAGGAAAAGAAGUCUAAAACAUCACUACACACCACAGUAUUUGUGAUCAUGUUGUUAAUCAAAUGUUUAUUGACUGCAAAGACUUGUUACGUAUUGUUCAGUUUUAUGAUUUUUGACCAAGUGCUUCCUGGUUUGGAAAAUAACAUAACAUUUAAAAUAAGAAUUGAAAUAAAACUGUGAAAGAUCUCUUGGACAAA